GAUUAAAAGAUGUAGUUAUUUCUUUUCCACCUUUCAAGUAGGACCCAUUAUUUGCAUAACUUCGUAGAACAGAAUCAACUGAAUCAAGGCAAGUCUUCUAUAGUCCCAUGUCCCAUCUUCUUCAAUGACCCUUUUGUCAUCACCAAUUUCUGCUACUCUUAACACCUAAUCAACCAAAAUUUAGCCAUUUCCAAGAAUCUUGCCAAUUGAUCAGGUGAUUAGACUUGCAUUUCCAGAACCAAACUAUUAGAUGAUAGCGUAGUAUCCAGAUCCAAUUGAAUAUGAAGAGAGAGAAUUGCGACUCUAGUUACGGUCUUUCAUAUAUCAUGCACUGAUCAACAGAUCUUUAGAUUGGCUCUGAUGGGUUCCAACAGGAGCUGGUGUACUAUCUGGCUGGUUCUCUACUUGUUCUUCAGUUCAUCAGUCCACAGCUAUGAUAAUUUUGCCCGUGAAUAUUUAGAUGGUCUCCUUCGGGAUCUUGCUCUCAACGCGUUAAUCCAACACCGAUCUCACACUGGUGUUCUACAAAAAGUCACACUGCCUGCUAAUCUAUCAGGCAUGGAAGUUUCGGUUGUACGGCUUCGAAGCAGGACUUUGUGGAGUAGUGGUUGUAACGUUGGCGAUUUUCGCAUCCCACCAGGAUCUCUCCCAAUGCCUCAUGUGAGGAGAGUUGUUCUAGUCUUCCAAGAUUUGGGCAACUGGUCUUCUUACUACUACAAUGCGCCAGGUUACACACUGUUAACUUCUGUGGUUGGCUUCAUGGUUUACACUGCCCCAAAUUCAACCUAUAAAGAUUUCAGUAAGCUCGGAAUUGACACAAUGGGCAACGCCUUAUCGAUUCAUUUCCCCAAUUUUACAGUCCCGGUUGCAACAAGAACAACAUGUACUGGUUUUAAUGGCAGCGGGACAGUUUAUCUUAGCGAUGUGAGUUCCCCAAAUGUAUGUUACAGUAGAAGUGAGGGUCAUUUCGCGAUCAUUGCUCCAUUGAAGAAGAAGAAGCAGAAGGCGUGGGAUUUGCGGGCGAUUAGAUUUAUGAUGAUGGGAUUUGUUGGGGUGGUUGUGGUGAGUAUUGUUGGGGUGGUACUUGUCAAGCUCUCGAAAGAGAAGAAAAUCGACGAAAUGGAAAGACAAGCUGAUGAAGACGUGGUUCUUGAAACAAUAUGGCUUGGUACCACUAAAAUGCCUUCUGCAACUGUUACAAGAACUCAUCCAGUCCUUGAGGAUUAAGUGUUCCAUAGCUCUUUUAUGUUUCCAUUUCCCUUUUUGGUCUCUGGCAGUGGCGGUUUGUUGUUGAUUGUUCUUUUUAUAUUUAUUUUUUUUUCAGAAUAAACAAUCCCUCUAAGGUACUAUCAGGUUAUAGUUUGGAACAUUAGAGAGAGAGAGAGAGAGAUAGGGCUGUCAAUUAAAGGGAUGUUACAGGUGUUUACUUCAUAUGUAAAGAAUGAAUCUUAGCAGCAAGAUUUGUUUGGAGUCACUUUGAAAUUUUGUAUGUGACUUAUAGCAACACAAACAAUUUUCAUUCAUAUAAAUGAUAUCUGAUCAUAUAAUCAUGAAGCAGUUGCAUUUUCACACACAUACACAGUGAGAGAGAGAAGUCUAAAUAACUGUGUAUAUGAACAUUUGAAAA
Cornus florida is the source of this 1627-nucleotide messenger RNA. RefSeq lists its product as uncharacterized. The transcript has a single exon. The coding region runs from base 361 to 1227 and encodes 288 amino acids. NCBI's taxonomy places the organism in Eukaryota, Viridiplantae, Streptophyta, Magnoliopsida, Cornales, Cornaceae. The record is from RefSeq and is a predicted model, not a curated record. Gene Ontology annotation, cellular component: membrane.